UAACGAUUCAGCAGGCUGUGUUAGCGCUGUUGUGACCGGUUGUUUGAAUGAGGGUCAAGUUGGUGGUAUGGAAUAAUUACCUUUGGCCUAAAAUUGUAUGAAUACACCAUAUCAAAAUGUAACCCACUACGACGAUUACAAACAUCCACGAAACAAGGAACAUUGGGGUGUGGGUUUUGGAUGAGGUUGUUAGGCCAGCGACACUCUGCUACUCUGCGGGCUGAACACAGGCCAGUGGAGUGGAGACGCCGUGAACAGCAUGCCAGUGUGAGGAGAGGUCAGAAUGCAGUCUUCAGGUCAUCGGCAGCGUGACACCGAGCAGCAGCAGCCUCUUCUGUCGCCGGAUGACGACCGCGGGGCUGUGGCCGGCCUUGCCGGGGCGCCGGCUGACCACGGCCGACUGUGGUUCAUCCAGGAUGGGUGCGGCAUCGUCUGCGCCGUGGUGACCUGGUGCUUGGUCCUGUAUGCAGAUUUUGUGGUCAACUUCGUCAUGCUGCUUCCCAACAAGAGCUUCUGGUACUCAUUGGUCAACGGCGCUUUGUUCAACUUCCUGGCUGUCAUGGCGCUGGCCUCCCAUCUACGCGCAAUGCUAAGUGACCCGGGUGCUGUUCCUAAGGGCAACGCCACCAGGGAGUACAUGGACAGCCUCCAGCUGAAACCCGGGGAGGUCAUCUAUAAAUGUCCGAAGUGCAGCAGCAUCAAGCCAGAGCGGGCGCACCACUGCAGUAUCUGCCAGCGCUGCAUCCGUAAGAUGGACCACCACUGUCCCUGGGUCAACAACUGUGUUGGAGAGAAGAACCAGCGCUUCUUUGUACUUUUCACUAUGUACAUAGCUCUGAUCUCAGGCUACGCCCUCUGCCUCAGUUUUUUACAGUUCUACACCUGUGUCCAUGACCAGUGGAAUGAAUGCACUGACUUUUCUCCUCCGGUGGCAGUGAUGUUGAUGAUCUUCCUCUGUCUGGAGGCCUUCCUCUUCCUCACAUUCACUGUGGUAAUGUUUGGAACACAGAUCCACUCUAUCUGCAACGAUGAGACGGAGAUAGAGCGCCUGAAGAACGAGAAGCCGACCUGGGAGCGUCGUGUGCGGUGGGAGGGGAUGAAGGCUGUGUUCGGAGGUCCACCCUCCUUCCUCUGGCUCAACCCCUUAGCCGGCCUGCGUCUGCGGCGCCUUCUGAUGACACGUACACGACGCAGUGGGGUGGAGUUCUCUGUCUGAGGGCCAAGCACUAUAUCAGACCCCAACUGGGAACCUCUAAACACCACUCUGAAAACACAAUCGGGUCACCUGGCUGUCCCAAUCUCUGUACAGGGACUUGACAUAAUCUUCUGGCCCUAUUUGGAGCCCAGCAUGGCUGCUACACUGGCUAACAGGGGACCUGUGUCUUGGGUCUGGGUGUGUCUCAGCCAACAAGCCCUUUAUGGAGAGGUAGAGGCACAUGGAGUUUUGUUUUCUUUUUAAAACCUACCGAUGUAGA
This is a messenger RNA of Esox lucius (northern pike), 1475 nucleotides long. It is a transcript of the gene zdhhc7, whose product is annotated as zinc finger DHHC-type palmitoyltransferase 7. The transcript is spliced from 8 exons. The record is from RefSeq and is a predicted model, not a curated record. Gene Ontology annotation, biological process: protein targeting to membrane; peptidyl-L-cysteine S-palmitoylation. Gene Ontology annotation, molecular function: protein-cysteine S-palmitoyltransferase activity. Gene Ontology annotation, cellular component: endoplasmic reticulum; Golgi apparatus. The coding region runs from base 284 to 1216 and encodes 310 amino acids. Lineage: Eukaryota; Metazoa; Chordata; Actinopteri; Esociformes; Esocidae.